Pristis pectinata (smalltooth sawfish) is the source of this 588-nucleotide messenger RNA. Its product is annotated as protein RD3-like. NCBI's taxonomy places the organism in Eukaryota, Metazoa, Chordata, Chondrichthyes, Rhinopristiformes, Pristidae. Bases 1 to 588 code for a protein of 195 amino acids. The transcript is spliced from 2 exons. The record is from RefSeq and is a predicted model, not a curated record.
AUGUUCCUGUCGUCUGUGUUCAGCUGGAGUGAGCAGGGCCCCGCGCGCGGGCGGCGCUCCCGGGCGGAGCUGGUGUCCGACACGCUGACCCUGGAGCUGAGCUGGCAGCUGAAGCGGGCCGAGAGGCUGUGGCGGGAGCGCCGGGCGGAGUGCCGGAGGCUGCGGAAUGUCGCCGACUACACCUGGCUCAACGCACUGCCCCGCCGCGCCUACCAGCUCCCUCCCGCCGAGCAGCUGGAGCUGCAGGACCUCUGCUCCAGGAUCAAACCAUCCCAGUGUGGGCCGGUCAUCCUCAGAUUUCGGAAGCUCGUCUGCGAGUUUGACCCCGAGGUCCACGAGGUUCCUCGGUUAUUCCGCUCGGCGCUUCUGGACUUCAUCGAAGAGGAAGAGGAGCAGUCGGGGCCACAGGUGCUCCGGCAACAGUUGGAGAGCAGGUGGGAGCACAGCCUCUCCCUCAUCACCAUGAGAUCCCGGCUCAGGAUUAACCCCUUCUGCCAGGACAGGGGUGCAGAGACCUCAGGCCCGGGGCUGAUCACAGCCCGUCGCGCAAGAAGCAUGCCUGAGUUUGACCUCCGCGAGGACGAUUAA